Molecule: messenger RNA, 3772 nt
Organism: Fopius arisanus
Lineage: Eukaryota; Metazoa; Arthropoda; Insecta; Hymenoptera; Braconidae
Gene: Not3
Product: CCR4-associated factor Not3
Exons: 9
Coding region: 658-2967 (769 amino acids)
Biological process (GO): regulation of DNA-templated transcription; nuclear-transcribed mRNA poly(A) tail shortening
Cellular component (GO): nucleus; CCR4-NOT core complex; P-body
Source: RefSeq, a predicted model, not a curated record
ACACUCGACCUGAAUGUGUGUGUAUUAUCAGUGUAGCGUCGAUCCGCGAAAAAGCGUACGAAAUCAGCGACAACUACAUAAAAAUCCUGAAUAUCCCCCUAAAAACCCUCCACAGAGAAUCACCCCCAAUUGUUACUAUCAACAAUAAAAAAAAACAAGGCAUUCCGAAAGCCUGCAAAGCCAGCAAAAGCACCCCCAGGACUCGAAAGCGAUCCGCAACUACUGAUCGAGCACCGAGUGAGGUUAAAGUGUUGACUGACGAUUGUUAUUAAAAUUCUUGGAAAAAAUCACCCCGAGGAAGUCAUCACAUCGGCAUCCAAAUAGCCACCGAGGAAAAUCAUUUAUUGAUAAACCGAUAACAACAAUCACCCGGGGUGUGUGAUUUUUUUCAUAAAAACUGGGCCAUCAGAGUGGUCUUUAUUCUGUGGUGGUGGCUAUACCGUUCGUUGUCAUUUGAAAACGGAAGCCAUCUUGUGGCUGAGUCUCCCAUAUUAUAAUCUAAAAGGGGGAACCUCAUAGAAUCCCUCAUCUGAGUUGAUAAAUCACGACAAAACGGUGAAAAUAACACUAACAAUCACCCGAAAAACAAGUCCGUCGACACUACAACUGUUUUAUUCGGACUAUGUAUAAGUUAUUUGGCCAUAUGUUUACAUAGCCAUGGCUGCGACGAGAAAGUUGCAAGGUGAAAUAGACCGGUGCCUUAAAAAAGUGACCGAGGGUGUCGAUACGUUUGAGGAUAUUUGGCAGAAGGUGCACAAUGCUACCAACAGCAAUCAGAAGGAGAAGUACGAGGCUGAUCUCAAGAAGGAGAUCAAGAAGCUGCAGAGGUUACGUGAUCAGAUCAAAAGUUGGAUUGCCUCUGGGGAAAUCAAGGACAAAAGCACGUUACUCGAUUAUCGAAAGUUGAUUGAAACGCAAAUGGAGAGAUUCAAAGUCGUUGAGAGGGAGACCAAGACGAAGGCGUACUCUAAGGAAGGACUUGGUGCAGCUCAGAAACUCGAUCCAGCGCAGAAGGAGCGAGAGGAAGUCAGUAAUUGGCUCGCAAACUCGAUAGAUGCCCUCAAUUUGCAGCUGGAUACAUUUGAAUCGGAAAUAGAGUCACUCCUCGCUGGAAAGAAAAAACGACUGGACAAGGAUAAGCAAGACAGAAUGGAUGAGUUGAAGGGUAAACUGGAGAAACACCGCUAUCACAUUCGAAAAUUGGAAACCCUUCUGAGAAUGUUGGACAAUAUGUCGGUUGAAGUCAAUACAAUAAAAAGGAUAAAGGACGAUGUCGAGUAUUACAUCGAGUCCUCCCAGGAGCCGGACUUCGAGGAGAACGAGUACAUCUACGACGACAUAAUCGGUCUGGACGAGGUGGAGUUAUCGGGUGUGGGCAUUCCAUCAUCAGCAACGACUGACAGUAACAACAGUAAUGAAACAGGUGGUACACCGACCUCAACGAAUUCAGGAACAUCGCCGAUACCAUCGCCCCCCUUGAGCUCCACAAUGCACAAUCAUUCGAGUGACAGUUCCACCGAUACCGACAAAAAAACUAAAGACGAAUUAUUCCAGCCUGUGAAGCCAACAGCAGUUCGACCCCUCCUGAAUUCGUCCCAGACGAGCAUUCCAUCAGCAGGAACCACUGCCAUCCAAAAACCACCAAUGUUAACAAGCAGUACACCAAGUAAAACCAUUCCCAUGACAUCAAGCCACAGUUCUCCAAUAUCAACAACAUCGAAUCACGUAUCAACAAGUAACGCCGGUAAUUUUGCAACGGUUGCUGCAUCGCACACCAAUUCUCAAGCAAUUCACUCUACCUCCACUAAAAUUUCAUCCCACAGUGAAAAUGGAUUGUCGUGUUCGAUGACGACAAGCACUCCUACGUCGUCGCAGAGUCUCUCCCAGGUGCAAGCACUCCAGCAGCAGUCGAGCCAGCAGAUACAGGCGUCGAUUCCACCGAUCCAGCCACCAGUGCAGUCACCCCCCUCUCAGGCACCAGUGCAGCCCCAGAUAAUUCAGGCAAUUCAGCCAAUACAGCAUGUGCAGCACCAGCCAACGACACCACAGCCCAUGCCCCUAAUCCUCCAGAAUCCCCAGGUGCCGCAGCAACAAGCACCAGUAUCUCAAAAUCCACCGCAUCAGAUCUCCAAUCCAUCGAUACCAGCUGCCACGACGACAAUUCCAUCGGGCAUCGUUCUCGUUCAUAAUCAGAGUCAAAAUCACAACAGCACCAAUGAUGAUAUGACGACAUCCGUUCCACCAUCAGCAUCACCUCAGUCAUCAAUGAGCAGCAGGUCAUCGCCUAUUCCGGCCAAUUCGUGUUCACCAGCACCAUCCACUGCCAAUGGUCUCAUCUCGAAGCUUUCUGAUGGUAUGACAUCUCUCAAGAUCAUUGCGCAGAAUGCCAUUGAUCGGGCUGGCCUUGAAAUGCCACCUGGGGAUGGCAGUAGAAAUAUAUUCGACAGCUCCAAGAGCAAUACCGCAACAUCUGAGGCACAUAUUCCUCCAUUACUUGGUGUUGCACCACUGGGACCUGUGCCACUGCAGAAGGAGCACCAGCAGCAAUUCCAGAUGAUGGAGGCCUCGUACUUUCACAUGCCUCAUCCGUCGGAUUCGGAGAGGCUCAGGUCGUAUCUACCCAGGAACCUCUGUCAGACUCCACCUUAUUACCAGCAGGUACCAUUACCUCACUCGGAUACCGUUGAAUUCUUCCAACGACUAUCGACAGAAACUCUUUUCUUCAUAUUCUACUACAUGGAGGGAUCGAAAGGACAGUACUUGGCAGCCAAAGCAUUAAAGAAACAGUCCUGGAGGUUUCACACUAAAUACAUGAUGUGGUUUCAAAGGCACGAAGAACCCAAAGUCAUUAAUGAGGAAUACGAGCAGGGUACGUACAUCUACUUUGAUUACGAAAAAUGGGGGCAGCGGAAGAAGGAAGGCUUCACUUUUGAGUACAAGUACUUAGAAGACAGAGAUCUUAACUGAAUGAAGAGAGAAAAAAUUGCCAAGGAGAUUUUCCAGAAUACAAAAUACUGCACUAAUUCUGUAUCGGUAUUAAACCAAGAGAACACGAGCUCCGAAGUCGUUAGAACAGUUCAAAAUUCACAAUCAAGGGGUAUAAAAAUUGUUAUUACGUAGAAUUGCAGGAAUUAAUUUAUUCGUCGAACAAUUGGGAUUUACACCGAUGCAAAAGAAAAAAAAACUGAUGGUUCAGUUCCUGGGGGUUGUGGACGAAAUAUUAUUUUCAAUUUUAUUUUACGCGAGAUAGGAGACACAGGGAUAAGAUAUUGUUCGGAUAAAAAUGGAAUUCAGACGACGACGAUGACGAAACUUGAGAGGGAAGUUCGUACUUGGAGCCAUUUAAUGGAGAACGAGGGGGAAAAAGUGGAAAACGAUGUGUGAUAAAUUGAAUAUGAACGGAGAACUAAAUAAUAAUGAUGGAUAAAAGGUAUACUUGCUGGCGACUGACUCUGUAAUACCAGUACAAAAUACAUAUGAGGUGCGACCGAACCCACCAGUUAUUGUUUUUUUUUUAAUUAUUUUUUUUCUUCGCCAGAAAGAAAAUUACCAAUUUCAGGAUGAAAAGAAAUUGGAUUGAAAAAAAAUGAGGGGUGGUGGGAACUCAACUCAUUGCUAUGUGGUUAUGUCUUAAAAAGUGAAUAGAUAAUAAGUAGCCUUUUUGUAUAAAGUUUAAUUAAAUCCUUUCAAUUGAAAAAAAAAAAUGAAAUUUACUGUACAGAAUGUGUAGAAAUAGUUGAUAAUAUUAUUAUGGAAUAUACACAUCAUUUUA